AUGUCUAGUCCGUACAGGAUGCAAGUAGGUGAGGCUGCUUGCGUUAAAUCCUCGAGAAAGAUAUACAAUAUGGAACCGAUAAUUGUAGCACAGGAUCAAGAAGAGAUCAAACGGGGAAAUCUACAUGUCAAUGAAAAGCAUCCCCUCGAGAUGGGCAUAGAGAUAUAA
Messenger RNA from Sclerotinia sclerotiorum 1980 UF-70, 168 nucleotides. RefSeq lists its product with no specific name. The transcript is spliced from 2 exons. Lineage: Eukaryota; Fungi; Ascomycota; Leotiomycetes; Helotiales; Sclerotiniaceae. The coding region runs from base 1 to 168 and encodes 55 amino acids. The record is from RefSeq and is a predicted model, not a curated record.